GUUGGGUUUCAACCUUAUUGGUUGACAUAUGACUUCCCACCUGAAGUCAGGGAAAAGCUUAAACAUCAGUGGGGAUCAGACUGGAAGGGUCAAGCACAUAAGUGGUUUCUUCUUAAAUUCACUGGGAAGGAUGAAGAAAUCAAUCUGUUGGGUGAUGGGACUGAGAAAGCUGAGUUUGGCAAGUGGUCAUGGAUAUCUCCAGAACAAAUAGUUGAGCUUGCAGUGGAUUUUAAUAAGCCUGUUUACAGGGAAGUUAUGACAGUUUUUGCUCCAUAUCUUCAGUAAACUUAAGUUAUAGCAUUCACUAUUUGGUUGCUUCCAGAUGGGCAGUCCUUCAAUUAACCGAAUGAGAUGAUUCAAAAUAGGAAAAUGACUCAAUGAGCC
Molecule: messenger RNA, 384 nt
Organism: Quercus robur (English oak)
Lineage: Eukaryota; Viridiplantae; Streptophyta; Magnoliopsida; Fagales; Fagaceae
Product: nudix hydrolase 26, chloroplastic-like
Exons: 3
Source: RefSeq, a predicted model, not a curated record